UACAAAGAAUGAACAGAAGAAUGUGAUGUUUACUUCUUUCUUACUGCGUGCAGCGAGCGCACUGUUCUCCAAUGGCGAUUAGAAUAAGGACACCGAUUGAUCCAAACGAGCCAGGAGUGCUUGCUAUACUGCAAGAUGGCGCUUUCUUCCGACUCGUCAAACUGAGAGACAACGCCUCUUUUCAACUAGAGCCUCUUGCUCAAUCAUCGACCUCUCAUAUUACUAAACUGGAAGAGGAGAACAAACGUUUGAAGGGUUUGCUACGUGAGACUGAACAUCGUCUGAAUCAAGAGAAACGUAAUGCUCAAGGUGGUCGCAUAAAGAAUCCUCUUCAACUACGCAGUCGCUGCAACUCUCAUCCUGAUAUUUUGCAUGGAAACUACACUGACAGCUUAUUGGGACAGGAAAUGUCUGUCAGCUGUUGUAUGGACACUCCAACUCCUUCUGAGCAAUCUGAUGACACGGAAUAUUCUGAGAACUGUCCAUUGACUCCUAUUAGUGUUGCUUCUGACGGACCUCCAUCAGACGAUGAGUGCUUUCUUCUUUCAUGUACUCUUUGCCUCAAGAAAAUGAGUGUUGGAGAACUAGAGAGCCAUUCUCGUGUCUGUUCAGCAACAAUAUCAUCUCCAACAAAUAUGACAAGGCCAUCCGAUUCACUACUCAUUGCUGUCUCUAAAGUCUCAUCACAACAACUACUUAGGGUCACAACAAGGACAAGUCGUAGCGACUUUCCCCAGCAGCAGUGCGAUGUGGUUCGUGGUGCAGAAGACAUCCAGCUGCUACAUGAUUCUCUUUUGGAAGAAUGUCCGAACUGUGUUAUUCCUCCUAUUGUCAGACAGUCACACUCUCAUUUCUCACAGCAGACUGAGUUUCAGAGGUUUCUAGCAAGAGUUGCGGCACAUGAGACUUUGAAAUCUCACGAUUUACUGAGAAAGUUUCUUACUGCCUCUGAUCAUGGCAUGGCUUGUUGGAGGGAAGAAUUCUUUGCUAAACAGCAGAUGAAUCGUGUACAAGCUAGAGCAAGAAGACCAGCACAACAAAACAAUGAAGAUGGAGCUCUACAACAUGCAAAAGAAUACCUCAGCAGUCUUGAAUCAAACUUACGUGGUUUGGCUAAGCAUUUACAGAAACAAAGGGCUGUUGGUCAGAAAGAUUCUGCUUCACAUUGGUUUCAAGCAAUUGCAAAAGGCGAACCGAGGACAACAUACUUACGAACUGUUUGCCAUGGAUUAGCAAGAGUUUGUGAUGAUAUAUGCAAACAGCAGGAUGACGUAGAUGAACAGUCUGUUGUGCAGGAUCUGUAUAGCAUAAUAGAAUACGUGCACAGUGCACAGGCGUUGCUUGCGAGAGUUCACAUGACAAUUGAUGAGUAUUUAUAUUGGGAUGAAGAAGUCAAGGUGUUUGAGAUGGCGGGAGUUGAGUGUCCUGUUGAAUAUGAGUUGCAGCGUACUGACAGUGUGAGCAGCGUGAGUAGCAACAGCAGUACAACAAGCAUGGGUGAUGUGAAGAAAGUGAACACUCUUGGUCAAACAUCGUCAUCUGGCACACUGCGGUGGGCUGAGGCUAAUGCAUCGUGUGUAAGUGCAAAGGAUCGAGUUGAGAUGAUGUGCAAUGGGCUUGCAAACGAGCUCGCUCAUUUCGAUUUGAGAAAGGAGACUGAACUUAAGCAAUUCCUACUUGAGUUUGCAGACAACAAACUAGAAGUUUGUGAUAAGAUGCAGAGCAAAUGGCAGGCAGGCCGCAUGUUGCUCAACUCUCCAAUUGAGCCACCACAACGUGCUAUCCAACUGGAUAUUGAUAUUGACGAGAACGGAGGCUCAGGAUGGUGAUGUUUUAGACAAGAGGAUCUUUAGAUUUUGUAGCACAGACAGACGUCAGUAUGAGAUAAAAUGUGAAGAUUUAUCGUUUGUACUCAAGUAUUCUUUUCUUGCCUGAUUAUUGUCUCAUAAGCUGCUGUGUUUCUAGUAAUAUGUAUCGUAUAUCUAGCAGGGCUAUUAAAGUAUUGAUACUUGAUAACAAUUCCCUACUGUGUUGGUAUUAUGUCAAUUAGUGCUACAACUAACAAUUUUUAUAUAAAUAUUAAAUACUAAUUUUUUACAAUUUUUAUUCUAGAAAUUGUUGUAAUUGAUAGUUCUCUUUUUGUGGGCGUCGUUAGCUAGUUUAUUUGUAACAUGCCACAUGCGAUUAUCCGGGA
This is a messenger RNA of Corticium candelabrum, 2194 nucleotides long. RefSeq lists its product as uncharacterized. The transcript is spliced from 18 exons. Gene Ontology annotation, molecular function: phosphatidylinositol binding. NCBI's taxonomy places the organism in Eukaryota, Metazoa, Porifera, Homoscleromorpha, Homosclerophorida, Plakinidae. The record is from RefSeq and is a predicted model, not a curated record. Gene Ontology annotation, biological process: early endosome to Golgi transport. The coding region runs from base 72 to 1829 and encodes 585 amino acids. Gene Ontology annotation, cellular component: endosome; endosome membrane.